Molecule: messenger RNA, 828 nt
Organism: Nicotiana attenuata
Lineage: Eukaryota; Viridiplantae; Streptophyta; Magnoliopsida; Solanales; Solanaceae
Exons: 3
Coding region: 1-828 (275 amino acids)
Source: RefSeq, a predicted model, not a curated record
AUGGUUACUGUCAGGAGUGUAUUGUCUAUUGCAGCUUCAAGGCAAUGGUUCAUCCAUCAAAUGGAUGUAUGCAAUGCUUUUUUGCAAGGAGACCUAUCAGAGGAGGUAUAUAUGGAGGUACCUCAAGGGUUUAAUGGACAAAAGACAGAAUUCAAGGUCUGCAAAUUGCUUAAGUCCCUCUCUGUUUCUUGUCCUAUGGAGCCAAAUGUAAGGCUAACUACUGCUGAAUUUGACACUCAUGCAGGAACCUCUGAUGACACAUUAUUUACUGAUCCAGGGCCAUAUCAAAGGCUUUUGGGGAAGCUUCUUUAUUUGACUGUUACAAGACCAGAUAUAUCCUUUGUUGUUCAGAGCUUGAGCCAAUUCAUGCAUAAUCCUAAGGUCUCUCAUAUGGAAGCUGCACUCAAGGUGGUUAAAUAUAUCAAAAAUAGUCCUGGUCUAGGAAUCUUCAUGGCUGCUAAGUGCUCUGAAUCACUUUCAGCAUUUUGUGAUGCAGACUGGGCUGCAUGUCCCAAUACACGAAAGUCAGUCACAGGUUACUUUGUAAAGCUUGGUUCUUCCUUGAUUUCUUGGAAAUCCAAGAAGCAGUCCACCAUUUCUCGAAGCUCAGCAGAAGCUGAAUAUCGCAGCCUAGCAUCCACAGUUGCAGAGAUUAUUUGGAUCAUUGAAAAGAUUCAACAUGGUCUUGUGUCUCCUCUCUACUGCCCUACUGCUGAGCAUGAAGCUGACAUACUCACAAAGGGACUUGGUCGCAUUCAGCACUCUUAUCUACUGUCCAAGCUAGGUCUACUCAACAUUUUUCCUAGUCCUAGCUUGAGGGGGGUGUAA